GUUUAUGUCUGUCUUCUUGUUGUUUGUUUUCUAUUUGUCUUAUCUGUUCUUUGUGUCCUUUUUCCUAUUAUUCUACCUUAUUUUGGAUUGAACAUUAUGCUUCCAUUUUUUCCUCCUUUGUUGACUUUUUAGUUGUAACUCCUUCUCUCCCUUUGUUUUAUGGCUAUUUUAGGGUUUAAGUAUAUAUCUUUAAUUUAUCACAGUCUAUCUCCAAAUGAAUUAUGCCAUAUCACUUAUAGGAUGCUUACAGUUAAUUAUAGAAUACACUUUUCAAUAAUAUACUUCCAUGUCUCUCCUCACAACCGUUAUGCUAUUGUUGUCAUACAUUUUACUUACAUAUAGGCCACAAAACCCACAAUAAAUGAUUACUAUUGUUGUUUAAAUAUUUAUCUUUUAAAAAGAUUCAAAUUAUAAAAAAAACCCAACACCUCUAUUGUUAUUAUUUCUAGUGUUCUUCAUUCCAGGUGUACAUCUAUAUUUCCAGAAAUAUGGAGUCAUUUUCUGCCUAUCAUAUGGACUUCCUUUAACAUUUCUUGUAGUGCAAGUCUUCUGGUUAUGGUCUUUUAGCUUCUGUGCAUCUGAAAAAAAUAUAUUAUCUUGAGUUUUGAAAGAUAUUAUUUGCUGGGUAUAGAAUUCUAGGUUUUUAGCUUUUUGUUCUGUACUUCAAAGAUGUUGGUCUGCUGUCUUUUUCUUGCACGAUUUCUCAGAAGAAAUUUGUCAUCUCUUGUUUCUCCAUAUAUAGCAUGUGUUUCCCCCACUGGCUGCUGUUAAGAUUUUGCUUAUCACUGGUUUUUAGUAAUUGUAUUAUGAAAUAUCUUGGUGUAGUUUUCUUCAUGUUUCUGGUGUUUAGGUUCAUUGAGCUUGUCAGAUCUGUGGGUUUAUAAUUUUCAUCAAAUUUUGAAAAUACCAGUCAUAUUUCUUCAACUGUCUUUUCUGAUACCCUUCCCCAAACCCUUCUUUCUCCUCUCCAACUACAAGUAUAUUAGGCUGCUUAAAGGUUUGCCAUAGCUUAUUGAUUCUCUUUUCUUUUUUAUUUAAAAACUUUUUUUUAUUUUUAGAGAGAAAAACUUUUUUAUUUUGAGAGAGAGUGUGCAUGAGCACGUGCAAGCUGGGGACUGGGGCAAAGGGAAAGGGAGAGAGAAUACCAAGCAGGCUCAAUGCCCAGCAUGGAGCCUGACACAGAGCUCGGUUCCAUGACCUUGGGAUCAUGACCUGAGCCUAAGUCAAGAGUCAGACACUCAACCAAUUGAGCCACCUAGGCACCCCCUUUUCUUUUUAAAUCCUUUUUCUCUAUAUAAUUCAUCUUGGAAAUUUCAUAUUGUGUGUCUUCAGGUUCACUAACGCUUUCUUCUACAAUGUCUAUUCUUCUGUUAAUCCCAUCUAGUGUAUUUUUCACCUUAGAGACUGCUUGCUUUUUUUAAAUUUUUAAUGUUUUAUUUUUAAAGGGGAGAGAGACAGGGUGUGAGUGGGAGACGGGCAGAGAGAGAGAGGAAGACACAGAAUCCAAAGUAGACUCCAGGCUCUGAGCUGUCAGCACAGUGCCUGACGCGGGCCUCAAACUCACAAGCUGUGAAAUCAUGACAUGAGCCGAAGUCAGAUGCUCAACCGACAGAGCCACCCAGGUGCCCCUAGAGAUUGUUAUUUUCAUCUCUGAAAGUCAGAUGUAGAAAAUUUUUAUAACUUCCUUGUCUCUACUUAAUUUUUUCAAUAUAUUACCAUAAAAUAACUGUUUUAAUGUUCUUGUCUGCUAAUUCUAACAUCUGUGUCAGUGAUUGGUUAGUUUUAGUGAUGGAUUUUUCUCUUAGGUGUGGGUCAUAUUUUUGUUUCUUGACAUGCCUUGUAGUAUCUGAUUUAAUGGCAGAUGUUGUGAAUUUCAAUUUAUUGGGUGCUGAAUAUUUUUGUAUUUCUAUAAACAUCUGAAUUUUUAUUUGAGAUGCAGUUAAAUUACUUUAAAAUAGUUAGAUCCUUUUGGAUCUUUUAUUUUUUGGCAGCACCAAAGCAGCAUUUAAUCUAGGGCUAAUUACUCUCCAGUACUACGGCAAUGCUUCCAAGUACUCUACCUCAUUGAAUUGGGAGGUUUCUAGUUGGCCUGAUAUGAAUAGCCACUAUUCCUGGCCCUCUGCGAAUGCCCAGUACUUUUCCUUCUAAUGCUGAGACGGUUUGUUCUUUUCUUGACCUUGGGUGCAGGUAUGCACUGAUCAGCACUAUUGAAUUAUCAAGGAAGACCCUCCGCAGAUCUCUGGGAUUCUCUAUGUUGUUAUCUUAUCUCCCAUAUCUGAGUUGUGAACUCUAGCUGUCUUGUUUUUCUUGGACUUAGAGCUCCUGCAGUUCCUCUUUUAUUGCCAUGGCCUGUAAGUCCUCUGAAGAUAAUAAGCUGGGGCAAAUCUUGUUCCUUUUCCAUCUCUGAGGCAUCAUUCUCCUUCAUUGCCUAAUAUCCAGUAUCUUGAAAACUGUUGUUUUAUAUAUUUUGUCUAGCUCCUUUUUGUUGUUGUUGGUGGUGGUGGUGGUGGUCAGGUGGGAGAGUAAAUAUGGUCCUUGUUACCAUAUCUUGGCUGGAUUCAGAAUUUCCCCAAGGCUCUAAUCUUCAUAGUCACUUCACAUUUUGAGAAGAGGAAGAGAAACAUUCUGAGAGUCUAUAACCAGUUGCCUCUGGUACAACCAGUCUGUAAAAUGAAGUGUGACUGUUGUUUAAUCUGCCUACUUAAUACUUAUUAAACACCCAAAAUAUUAUAAAGGUUUGUUGUGAAUAGUGAUUUAUAGAUUGUUUGGGCCAGACUUCAGAGCUCUGGGGCUUCCUUUAAACAUGCCAGUGACAUUUUCAAAACACAGGGGCCAUUGAUAGAUUGCAAAUCAGUUUUCACUCUUACUGGGUAGUCAUUCUGAAAAUUGGUUCUGCUUCUACUUUUGUCAUCUGGGUAAGGUUGCAAUUGAGGCAAAUUUACUCUCUAAAGAUAUUAGUACUAUGUAGGACCCCCUAAAAUAGGCAAUUUACUGUGAUUUCAGGGUUUAUUUCUGGGACACUAAAUACCUUUCUAGUCCAACUCCAAGCAGUGCAAUGUGAUUCUUGUUUAUCUUAUUCUUAAAAAUUUAUUUGAAAUUGAAGGGGAAGCUCCUGCAAUCAUAUUUGCAUGGAAAGAAAAGAUCAGCAUUUUAAUUAAAGCAAAGAGAGGACUUAAGAAAGCUGAAAAUAAUCAUAGACUAAUGAAUAUAUUUUUAAGCACUUACUAUGGGUAUAGCAUUUUUUUCAGCAAUGCGGUGACAAAAGAAUGUGUUAGCUACUUUUCAUCUUUAUGUACCUCUGUGAAUGUCAUAGAUUUAGUCUUAAAAACAAGUCUUAUUUAAUAGUAACUUAUCCCCCCACUUUUUAAAAGUAAUCUCUAUGCCCAAAGUGAGACUUGGAAAUCUUGAACUCAAGACCCCAACCAAGAUCAAGAGUCACAUGCUCUACUGACAGCCAGGCAAAUGCCCCUGUUCCCCCCACCCCCCCCCUUUUUUUUAAGUUUAUUUAUUUAUUUUGAGAGAGAAGGAGAGAAUCUAACGCAGGCUCUUCAUUGUCAGAGCAGAGCCUGAUGGGGGGCUCAAACUUGCAAACUGUGCGAUCAGGACCUGAGCUGAAGUUGAAUGCUUAACCAACUGAGCCACCCAGGUGCCCCUGUUUUCCCUUUUUUAAAAUCAGUCACAUGUAACUGCCCAUCAAAGCUUUGGUUAACAUGAAGUAAUUGGUGUUAUUUCAGUGUCAUAUAAUUUCAGAUAAAAACAGAGAAUCUUGGGAUGCUUGGCUGGCUCAGUCAAGGAAGCAUGUGACUCUUGAUCUCAGGAUUGUGAGUUUGAACCCCAGAUUGGGUGUAGAGAUUACUUAAAACCUAAAAAAAAAAAAUUAAGUAAAAAACAGAAUCGUGCUGGUAUAGGUGACUUGAAUAGCCUAUAUAAUUUCUUUCAGGUCUUUUGAGAUACUGAAAAUAGCUUUUUCUUCUUUAAUUUACUGGGACCUAGGGUGAUCCAGUAAGUAGCUUACAGUUUAGUUUUGGAGAUAAAUAACAGAAAAAACAAGGUAGGACUGUUAAGUGCCACAUUUGAGCGGCAUAGAUCCUAAGUGUUAUAGGAUUUUAUUGUGUAGAAAGGUACCUGAGCUGAGCUAUCACAAUCUGGACAGGUAGCUAAGACUGAGAAGUAUUCUGAGGUGGGAGGCAGUGGAUAUAAAUGUUCAGUGGCCAGAAUGUUGGCUGUAUGUUGUGGAUAUUGUACAGUGAGAGACUCUUCUAUCAGAGAGUAGUUGGAGAUGAGGUAGGAAAAAUAGGUGAGGGUCAGAUCUAAGAUCUUGAGUUCUUUGAAUUUGUACUUUAUACAGAGAUGGCAGUGAAAAUGAGAAGGGUCAUUGAAGAGACUCUGUAAUAGAGAAAGCCAAGAACCUGGUGACCAAAUGUGAGGAUUGAGAGGGAAGAGUAGAGGUUUUGAGCUAAGAGUUAUUAUUAUUACAAAUAGAAAAGUCAUAAGAGAGAGCUUAAAUGAAGUGAUGCCAAAGAUCCCUGGGGCUUUUUCUAAAAAUUCCCAAUUUCUCUGUGUGGCUCCUGACUGGAUAGCACUUUCCCUAUGGUCCUUUGCCCUCAAUUGUUGAGCCUGGCAGGAUGAAAUCAAGCUUGGAAGGGCAUUUCCAGGUCAUGAAGUCACCUGGCAUAAUUUUUCAUUUUACAGAUAAGCAAAUCAAAGGCUUCAGAUAUUGUGACUUCCCUUAAGACCACACAGCUAGGCUGGUUUCUUGCUACUGUUUUCUGAAAUUCCUUCAGCAAAUACUGUUGGUGAAGUGAGCCUUGUGUUUUCCCACCAUAAUUCAAUUAGUGUUUGACAUGAUUCGCAAACAGUUUUUCCACCUUCAAAAAUCAAAUAUAUUAAUAAAGUAUCUCCUUCUUAGUGGUCUGAUUUUUUCCUUUAUCCAUACAUGUAGUAGCAAACUUCGUAGCAGCAUACUAUGGGCAUUAAUGCCAAACUCGUUUUGAGUGUAAUGAGUCUGCUCUCAUGAAAAGUGCCUGAGCGUUUGAGAAGGAAUGAUUAACAUUAAUUUAAGUCUGGAGCUAUUCUUACUGAGAGUCCUUUCUAGAAUUUUUUAAAUGAACGAGAUGUGGACGGAGAUCAGUAAAGGAUUUGGUUCCUUUCUUUGCUUCUCUAAACGCUAUUCCUUAUUCAUGCAUGGAACCCUAAAUUCGCAUGUGACUCCUAACCUGCAGGAGAAUGAGAUUAGCUCAUUAGCUAAUAGAGCUGAAAAAAUGAACUCUUCUGCUUUAAGAUGUCUCACCCAGUACUACACCUCAGCUGGAACCUGGGAAGAGCGCCUUCUCUUUCGCCUCCCAAACCUCUUUCCUUAUCUUAGCCCGUGGCUCUCUCCCUUCCCCCUUCCCCCUUCCCUCCGCCUGCAUCGCGCAUUUCCUUGCUUGGGGUCAUGCACCCCAGGCUCCCCCUCCUGUAUUUAUUUAGGGCCGCGAGGCUGCAUCCAGCUUGCAGCUGCGCUGCGGUCCACCGCCUCCUAAAGCCCGGGGCGGAGCUGAGUGAGCAUUAGCCCCGCCCUCAGUUGUGGGCGGGGCCAGCGGCCGAGAAGGUUCCGUUUAUUUGUGUGGGCGGGGCCUCCUGCGGGGGGCGGAACUAGGAGGUAGGGCCAAGGCGGGGAGGGUGGCUGGCCCAGCUGGGGGCGAGAGGCGCGGCGCCGAGGCUCGUAGAUUGUGGCGCAGCUGUGGUGGCGUUUCCCACUCGCUAUGCGUCGGGCGAGGAUCUCCGAAGGUUGCAUGAUGGAAUUUGAAUAUUACCUCAAGAGGUUUUAUGCUUUGGAUUAGCUAACAGUGUUUGUCCUCUGCUGACUAUUUCUCGGUGACACUAUUUUUGGUGUCCAUUUGAGGCAAUAAACCCAAAGGGAUUAUACCAUGGACUACAAGGAAAGCUGCCCCAGUGUAAGCAUUCCCAGCUCAGAUGAACACAGAGAGAAAAAGAAGAGGUUUACUGUUUAUAAAGUUUUGGUCUCAGUGGGCAGGAGUGAGUGGUUUGUCUUCAGGAGAUAUGCAGAGUUUGAUAAACUUUACAAUACUUUAAAGAAACAAUUUCCUGCUAUGGCCCUGAAGAUUCCUGCCAAGAGAAUAUUUGGUGAUAACUUUGACCCAGAUUUUAUUAAACAAAGAAGAGCAGGACUGAAUGAAUUCAUUCAGAACUUAGUUAGAUAUCCAGAACUUUACAACCAUCCAGAUGUCAGAGCAUUCCUUCAAAUGGACAGCCCAAAACAUCAGUCAGAUCCAUCCGAAGAUGAGGAUGAAAGAAGCACUCAGAAGCUACACUCUACCUCACAGAACAUCAACCUGGGACCAUCUGGAAAUCCUCAUGCUAAACCAACAGACUUUGAUUUCUUAAAAGUUAUUGGAAAAGGCAGCUUUGGCAAGGUUCUUCUUGCAAAACGGAAACUGGAUGGAAAAUUUUAUGCUGUCAAAGUGUUACAGAAAAAAAUAGUUCUCAACAGAAAAGAGCAAAAACAUAUCAUGGCUGAACGUAAUGUGCUUUUGAAAAAUGUGAAACAUCCAUUUUUGGUUGGAUUACAUUAUUCUUUCCAAACAACUGAAAAGCUUUAUUUUGUUCUGGAUUUUGUUAAUGGAGGGGAGCUAUUUUUCCACUUACAGAGAGAACGGUCCUUUCCCGAACACAGAGCUAGGUUUUAUGCUGCUGAAAUUGCCAGUGCAUUGGGUUACUUGCACUCCAUCAAAAUAGUGUACAGGGACUUGAAACCAGAAAAUAUUCUUCUGGAUUCAGUAGGACAUGUUGUCUUAACAGAUUUUGGGCUUUGUAAAGAAGGAAUUGCUAUUUCUGACACGACAACAACAUUUUGUGGGACACCAGAGUACCUUGCUCCUGAAGUAAUCAGAAAACAGCCCUAUGACAAUACUGUAGAUUGGUGGUGCCUUGGUGCUGUUCUCUAUGAAAUGCUGUAUGGAUUGCCUCCUUUUUAUUGCCGAGAUGUAGCUGAAAUGUAUGACAAUAUUCUUCACAAGCCCCUAAGUUUGAGGCCAGGAGUGAGCCUCACAGCCUGGUCCAUUCUGGAAGAACUCCUAGAGAAAGACAGGCAAAAUCGACUCGGUGCCAAAGAAGACUUUCUUGAAAUUCAGAAUCAUCCUUUUUUUGAAUCACUCAGCUGGACUGAUCUUGUACAAAAGAAGAUUCCACCACCAUUUAAUCCUAAUGUGGCGGGACCAGAUGAUAUCAGGAACUUUGAUGCAGCAUUUACAGAAGAAACAGUUCCGUAUUCUGUGUGUGUGUCUUCUGACUAUUCUAUAGUGAAUGCCAGUGUACUGGAGGCAGAUGAUGCAUUUGUCGGUUUCUCUUAUGCACCUCCUUCAGAAGAUUUAUUUUUGUGAACAGUUUGCCAUCCAGAAACCAUUGAGGCGAAUACAAGCCUACAGAUGAGACUGAAACUCCUGUUUGUGUGAAUAUAUUCAAAUCUGUUUAACUAGUGCCUCAUUUUUACAUGUAAUGUUAAAUAUGAAAAAUGUAUUUUCUGCUGUAUGCAAGAAAAUAGGGCAUUUCAAAGAGCUAAGUUUUGGAUUAAAAUUUGUAUUAUUGUUUACUAGCUUAUUUUUAAACAAAUUUUAAAAGCUAUUGUUCUCAGCAUUAACCUAUUUUUAAAGAAAACUUUUUGCUAAUGACUGUUUUUCCCCCUCAGUUUACACUAACAUCUACCCAAGACAGACUAUUUUGCAACAGCCUAUUUCAGUUCAGUUAACAUAAAUUAAUGCCUUUGUAACUCUCUAUUUUGACCUUUGUUCUCAGAUCAGAACUAUGCAAUUGGUAUGUGGUUAAGAAGAAAUCACAUCUUUCCAUGAGAAGUCGUUGGUUGACAUAAUCAGUUCUUCGUAGGAUUAAAAUGUAAAAGCAUAGUUAACACAUGGGCUGUGAGUUAACACUUGGAGUAAGUGUUCAUUCUGCAGAUCAAAUUAAGAAAUAACAAGGAGAUCCUUUACUUUUGAAAUACCAAUUCAAAUUUGCCAAUUUUUUUUUUCUGUAAGAAAAGUAAAAGCUUAAUAGUUAGAAGGUUUAAAUAUUCCCAAAGAUCUGAAGGGUAAUAAAAUACUACUGGAUUUUUUUUUAGGUGGUGCCAAAAAUGAAUGUCUCUGUGUCAUGUAUUUAUAUUACAAAUACAUUCUAUUUAUGUUCUUUCUGGUCUUUUGAUGUUAUUGAUAAGUAGGCCUAAAUCUCAGUAUUUGCUUUUGCAGACAGCUGUGUAAAACUGUUUUUCUAAUUGGUUAAUAAGUGAAAAAUAUUGAGCUUUCUGGAGUUUUUACCUAAUUGGGAAUUAAAAAACAGAAUAGCAAAUUCUAGGUCAGUGUAAAUAUAUAUAUUUUGCUACAAUGUAACAAGUUAAAAAUAAUUCCAGCAGAUGCAAUGACAGUAUCUUACUUGUCUUACGAAAAGUACAGGAAACUGACCUUAAAAUCAUACUAAAAACCAACUAACUGUGGACUUGUCACUAUGAAGAGAAUACAGAAAAACUAAAAAGAGUGCUUGUCUUGGAAUUCUGCUUCUUAGAGUAGAGAUUCUUCAAGUCAUGUAGGAAACAUUGUGAAAGUUUCGAGACCAACUUUAAAAGCUUAAGGAACAAGCAUUCUUUCCAUGUAUUUCCUCUUGAGAAAAAAAUCACAGAAGCAUUUCACACCAAUACCCUUUGGCUUAAAAAUGUUCAUCAGAAUGGGGUGGGGGAGUGUGCUUUUGUUAGAUUAAUAAUAUUUGCAUCCAAUACACUGAAUCUUACUUUAGAGGUAAGACUUUAAUAGGGACACUGUAAAUAUUUGGUUUAUUUGGCACUACUGUAAGUUCUGCUUUUACACAAAGCUCUUUGCUUAUUAUAAAGCAAAAUAAAAACUGUAAUCUCCUGUAUGAUUUAUUUUUUACUCAGCUACUCCUUAAUUAAACUGCCAAAAAUUAAAGUGCAAUAUUGUAUAUUUUUAAGAACAAAUUUAAAAUAUUAUGCUGAUGUUUAUUGGAUACAAGAAAUACAACUCUUACAGUAAAAUAAAACUAGCAAAAAGAUUAAUAAUCCUCUAAUUCCUGUCAUUAUUUUAAAUUAAAUUGGUGAUGGUUUAUAAAAGUCAUUACAAAAAUGAUUUGUAUAUGUGAAGAAUAAAAGUAUAAAACUUAAAUAUUUGGACACACAUAAAAAUUAGAUUAUAUGGAUUAUCAUAGGCUGACAUAUUUAAUAUUCAGGGAACAAAACCUCUUCCAAGUUUCAAGUUUAUUUUUUCUUUCAUAGCAUGCUAAGUCUUUUAGAAAAGAAGUGUGUGCCCUUUGAAUAGUUGAACCAUUUCAUGGCUAUUACCAAAAUAAACUCAGAGGUCUAAAUGAAGACUGCCUAACAUUCUUCAUGUUAUCCAUACCUCUUAUUUUAUUGCAUAUGGUACAGUGUAGAGCUUCCCAGCCAUUGUUACAUUACAGCACACACUGAAAAUUACAAAUUUUUGGCAUACCUGAGGAGAGGUGCUAAAUGAUGCAGGUACUGGCAAGCAGGUUCUCUGUUCAAGAUUUUUAAAUUCCAAAAUAAUUUCUGAACUUAAGAUAUUUACAGAGAGAGCCAACAAACACUGUUUGGAUUUAAUUUUAGCAAUGGUGAACAUUUAAAAGGUGGUUUAAAUAUUUGAAAGAUUUAUUGUAAAAUUUUAUCACUAUAAAAACCAUUACCAGUGUCUUUUAGCAUACUUGUUAACUAGUAAUUAUCCAUAGGCAUAAUAUUACAAAACUUUACAUAUUUUAUGAGUCAUUCUUUUGUACAUCAUACACUAUGUGAAAAACAGGAGUGAGAAUUACAGGAACGUUUUUGGUGAUGUUUGACUUUUUUCAAUAAAGUGUUUUGAAAUUAAUAA
This is a messenger RNA of Acinonyx jubatus (cheetah), 9878 nucleotides long. RefSeq names its product serum/glucocorticoid regulated kinase family member 3 (gene SGK3). The coding region runs from base 5910 to 7382 and encodes 490 amino acids. The transcript has 17 exons. The record is from RefSeq and is a predicted model, not a curated record. Gene Ontology annotation, biological process: protein phosphorylation. Gene Ontology annotation, molecular function: ATP binding; protein serine/threonine kinase activity; phosphatidylinositol binding. Lineage: Eukaryota; Metazoa; Chordata; Mammalia; Carnivora; Felidae.